AUGACGCACGAGAGGCCUGGAUUUCGACCCUUGGACAUCUCAAAUUUUGGCGUCGAUCCGGAUGAUGAAAGAAACCCUUGCCCUGUCUAUGACAACGCCGUUCCUCACCUUGUGGCUGCAAGGGAUGAAGCCAGUGAGUCUCCGAGAAUACAUCAUCUGGACAGAUAUAUUCUUUCACGACAAGAGCACAAUCUUCAAACCUUUGAAAUCCCCUACCACUCUCUCGUCAAAGUUCCUGUGGGCAGAGGUUAUCAUCGAUUCCGACCCAUAUUUCGGCCGAAUUGCAUGGGGAGAAAGCAAUCUAUGCACCCAACAGACGAGGAAAUACAAUCGAAUAGGAACACCGGAGACAAGAAUCAUUUCAGAAAUCGGACCAUGGAGAACAUGACUGUACUCUGUUCGAGCCGACGUGCGCGUGACAACCAUGCUCGAGCUGGAGUCGAGUAGCGAUCGGUCGAGCGUACCAACCCAAGAAGAAGCAGCGCACAAGAAGUCUUGGAGACAUGAUUCGAUUUCUUCGAACGGACUUGGCCUGGUCAAGACUAGCAUCAUGAGGAGUCACUCAUAACGAGGACAACAUAUGGUUGAAGAUUUCACAAAAUUUGGAGAUUUCAGGACACAGAGAGCAAUGGCAUUAUCUAUUGUAUAUUAGAUCUGAUGAAUGUUGUUUGGACAUCGCUGA
Molecule: messenger RNA, 682 nt
Organism: Marchantia polymorpha subsp. ruderalis
Lineage: Eukaryota; Viridiplantae; Streptophyta; Marchantiopsida; Marchantiales; Marchantiaceae
Source: the annotation of a GenBank genome assembly